GGAGGCGCAUAGCCGGCGUCCGGCACAUGGCGGCGCGCCGGCUUUGGCACCCGCAGUCGCAGUACGUCGCAGUCAGUCGCAGUGGUAACACGAGCGAGAGGGUAGUUGCACGCGCCUGCCUUCGAAAGGAAACAUCGCGGUGAGGGAGAGAGAGAGAGAGAGAAAAAGAGGGAGAAGGAAAGCGACAGAGAGUAAAGAGAGAAAGAAGGAACGAAAGAGAGAGCGCGGCGCCCCUUUGCCUCCGUUUUCAGUGCUUCAGUCGCGCGACGACGCUCUCGGACGCUUUAGUCAGUCGGUCGGUGACGAGGCUCCCAAACGUGAUACACGCGCCGUUACGUUGCGUUACGUUACGUCGUCCCGUCGAAGGGGAGUUACGAGAACGAACGAAACGGAAGAGAGGGCGAAAACGAACGAGCAUUAAAUUGCAUUUUCGCUCGGUGGAGCGAUCGUAAACGAGAGACGCACGAGCACGCAGCGAGCGACGACUUUUUGACUUUCGGUUUCGAAGUCGCUGCUCGAUACGAAACACGAACAAGCUCCGACUAGUGCGGAUAUCGAGAAGAAGGCCAUUUUCAUACACGGCCGGUUGUUACACGCGGUGAAAGAAAACACGCGAGUGCGAGGGACCGAUCGACGAGAAAAGGAGCGCACGAUCGUGGACACGAGAUUACGGGCGAGCAGUAGCCCACGCGUUUCCAGUGUGCGAACAACACUCGCGACGUGCGCUCGUACCACACGCGCGGCAACGCGACGAUCGGACGAAAAAGGAAGAAGAGGACGGAAACGAUCACCGGCGGAGUCGACGAUUUUAUUUUUGUACGGUGCAUCGUUGUUUUUCCUAAAUAUAUUCCCUCGUGACCGCGCACCAGAGACCGUUCGACUAUCUUCCCCUGGUGUGUGGCGGCACCGUAUAUCUCGUCCUAAAUAAAUCCUGGUGUGUGUGGUUGUGCACGCGCGCGCGCGCACGCGUGUGUUUCAUUGUUUUUUCGAUCGUUUCGAAUUAGACACUGGUCUAAGAGGGAUCGUUCGACCGGCAAUUCAGCCAAGCGAAGCAAAGGUAAAAAGACAACGCGGGCUGUGAAGACGAGAAGUGACGAAUCGGUGGAUAAGGAUAUAAAAACUGUGAUUUACGGUCCUGUGUAAACGCGUACGAUCGACUUAGCCGGUGAGACAACGCGAGCGAAACUUAGUCGAGCAACAUGCCGACGAGUUUGUUCAGCGAAAUGGAUCGCGGAGCGAAUGGCGGUGGUACCGCUUCCCUCGAAGAUCAACGAGCCUUGCAAUUGGCAUUGGAAUUGUCUAUGCUCGGCCUGGAGGGCACACCCGGAUGCCCGGGCACCGGCACAGGGACUGGCACCGGAACUGCCAACGAUCCGGACUCUCUGCAAACGACACCGGCUGGCGUUUUCGAAGAAGCACGUUCUAAGAAGAGCCAGAACAUGACCGAGUGCGUGCCGGUGCCUAGCAGCGAGCACGUGGCAGAGAUCGUCGGCCGACAAGGUUGUAAAAUCAAAGCGCUUCGAGCAAAGACCAACACUUACAUCAAGACCCCGGUGCGUGGGGAGGAGCCGGUGUUCGUGGUAACAGGCCGCAAAGAGGACGUAGCCCGCGCGAAACGGGAGAUCCUCUCGGCCGCGGAGCAUUUCUCUCAAAUCCGAGCGUCACGCAAGAGUUCGUUGGGCGCGCUUCUGGGCGCGCCUCCUGGACCGCCAGCAUCGGUGCCAGGCCACGUGACGAUUCAGGUACGAGUCCCGUACAGAGUGGUCGGCUUGGUUGUAGGGCCCAAAGGCGCGACCAUCAAGAGAAUCCAACAUCAGACGCACACCUACAUAGUGACGCCCAGUCGCGACAAGGAGCCGGUGUUCGAGGUGACGGGAUUGCCGGAGAGCGUGGAGGCCGCGAGACGCGAGAUCGAGGCUCACAUAGCCCUGAGAACCGGCACAGGACCAAGUCUCGACGAUUCGGAACUGCUCAGUGUACUAUGUCGCGGUGGUUUGGGCUCGAUUCUGGGUUGCCUGGAUCCACCGGGCUCGAAUGGCUCGAACGGAUCGAACGGCGCGUUCUCCAGCAGCGGCAGUUGCAGCAGCUCGUCCAGUAGUUCCGGUGCACCUGGACUGAACGAUAUCGUGGCGAUUUGGGGCGCCGGGGUCGAGAGGGACGAGAGCCUAGGCGAGUCCCCGUCAUUCGAGUCCGCAUCCUCGAUCUGGUCGUUCCCCGGCGUCGCGUUGCCCUCGAGGCCAUCGCCGCCGGGCUCGAUCCCGACAUCGCCCACGGACUCGCUGUUGGGACGACGGGAAUGCGUGGUGUGCGGCGACAAGGAGGUCACCUCGGCCCUCGUACCGUGCGGACACAAUCACUUCUGCCUGGACUGCAGCAACCGGGUCUGCGAGAGUUCUGACCCCAGCUGCCCCGUCUGUUCGAGGCCCGUCUUACAGGCGCUUCGUAUCUUCUCUUAAACAUCCCCCGGACAUACGAAGAGAGAGGGAGAGAGAAGGAGAGAGAGAGGAAGAGAGCCAACGGAUCUCCGGUGUGGCUCCUUUCGCGUCGCGGCACCUGGUACACCGGCUAAUACCGAUUUUCACCGAUUGAUCUGCACUUCGACCUUGCCGGCUCAUCCAGGAACGACGGCGCCGGAGAACGCCCAUCCUCGAAUUUUCCGUACAGCUCGUGUCCCCCGUUCGUUUCAGACCGCGGCGCGUUCAUUCCGCGGCCACGUCGGGGGAGCGGACGCGCACAAUGUCUCAAUUCCACUGCUGCCAAUAACCUCUUCUACGCGCCGGGAAUUACCCGAUAAUACUUUUCGCGUCGUUCCCGCCGACCGGAUACAACGAAGUCAGCUUUUAAGUUCUACGAGAUAAUAGAGGACGAGAGAGAGAGAGAGAGAAGAAAAACAUACUCGCUCAUUCAUUGUCAUCGUUUUCAUACUUUAAUAAAUCGAGCUUGCAGGCUCGAGAUUCUGUCGUGCCGAGAGCGGUCAGCGGUGUUGUAACUUGACGGAGAGCAAUCGGGGACUCUGAUCGACGUCGAACGGGAAGACCGUGUCGUGACAGAAGGAUCACUUUUUGGCUUUGCCGCUUUACGGGCUUGCCUUCGAACUAUUGGAAAAUAAAUGAUGCCCACCGAUCGAUACACGCGUUGGUUGCGGGACCGAGACGCUACUCGCUCGGAGAAAUGAAUUAGGCUGAGCUAGCUGUUUCGUAUUGAUUGCAAUAACAUUCCAUUCACUGAUUGUAUUCACGGUAUUUUCGUAUUUUUAUAUACAAAUUCUUUUGAAUCGAAGGCAGUCUAGAAAAUGGAAUGGUCGAAUUUAAUCGUUAUCGAAUUCGGAUCGAUACAAUAAUUGUUUAGUGUAAAUGUUGUUCUUUUUAUAUAAUUGACAAUCCAGAAACGACGGCGAUCUCGCGGAAACGCGCUCACAAUUUUUAAAUAUUUUUCAAUUUUAUCCUUCUUUCACCACCAUGUUUUUACGUUGGUGAGAUCGAACUUGUAAUUUUUAUUACGCAAUCAUUUAACGAGACACUGUCAGAGGUGCUUGCAAUCAUUGACGAGUAAAAUUUCUACGAGUUGUAUAUUUUUAUUUAAGAAAAACGAUGGUCGUAACGUUCCAUUUAUCGUUCCGGUUUAAUGAAAACUACAAGCUUCGAUACUCGUAACAGAAACAUUUUAGCGUGACAAAAAUUUUAACGGAGUUCGAUUGCUCUCUCGAUCGUCCAAAUCGUCCGCGGUCACGUGACCGAUAACUCCAAUAUGGCGGCACACGAACAGCUGAUCGCGUAGCGUACGAACGGAAAAAUGCGCAAAACACCGACAAAGCACGAAUCUCAGCGAGGAUGGUCGAAAAUCUUUUGUAUAAACCUGGCAAAAUCGUGUCAGAGUUAGGUCACGUGAUCGUAGGGCUUGUUCGAUAAGAAACCGAACAACGUAAGGUGCAUUCGUCGAUGCCUGAGUUUCCAAAGUUUCUCCGCCAAGGAUUUUUAGAGUCUAGCGAACGAUCUGUUCAUGCCCGUCGUUUUUUGACCAACUAACAUAGGGAGUCAAGUAUAGUCAGAAUGCCUAUUUUUCUUCUUCGCCCUUUUUAACACACGACAAGCGAAAACUUUUCGUGGAAGCGAGUUUGUCGGCCGAUGCACCGAUGUUAAUCGACCGUUCGAGACCUGCGAGCUCGUCACAUGCAACCGCAGCGAAUGAUUACCGAAAAAUUGCCCACACUUGACGCACCCAACACAAACACGCGUACACGCGUAUACACGUACACUAUACAGGCAGACAGUCAAUCUCAUUCAUACAGGCACACAUCGCACGAGAGAAAAGAGAUGAGUAAAAAAAAAAAAUGAAAGAAGUUAUGGGUGAGUGGUCACGUGUCCCUCGAUCUGCUGGGAAACUACUUAGAUGAUAGUAUUAUAAAAAACAAAAAUCACGGCGUGCCCGUUCCACCCAGCCUCCCUCGCUACUAGAGUAUUAUCUUACCUUUAUAUAAGCGACAUAGCAAUUGAAAUAAUAAUAAUAUUAAUAAUAUAUAUAUUAUAUAUAUAAAUAUAAACAUAAAUAAAUAAUUAAAUAAAUAUGGUGUCAGGAGAAGUCUGACGACAGUAAGAGGGAUGAUAUUUUAUCGAGGAGAUUUAGAUUUUGUAUUUUUCGCGCGUUUCGUCGACGGGACGACGGGUGGUUGGGGACAGCUGCACACGCCGUGGACAAAGAGGAAAUUAUUAUAAGAGUUAUAUUAAAAGGAAAAACGAUACAAAAAAAAAAGAAGGAAAAGCGGAAACGGCGCUCGAAGGGAAACAAAACUGUGUUUAAAAAAAGAAAAAACAAAGAAAAGACGGCGUAUCGCGGGAUCUCGUGAACCGACUCUCCCCGUAAAAAAGCUGAAAAGAACGAGAACAAGGGAAAGAGAAAAGCUGUCGGUCGAUCCCCACGUGGUUCGCGGCCGACUUCUUCCCCCCGUUGAGUGUAUUCUUUGAGCUCUAGUAAUAAUAAUAAUAAUAAUCGAGCGAUGUAGCUCGCUAUUUCGAAGAAGAACUAAACCGACGUAUCUUUCACGUAGGGAUCGACGACCCGUGUAUUUAGCUUUUCUUUGGAAACUCGUCAUUGCAUUAUAUUAUAAUUAUAUUAUAUUGCAUUAUUGUAUCGCAUAGAUGUAUUAUCGGAUGCUAUAUAACGGUGUCACUCUACCGCGCCCUCUCGUUAGGAUAACGUGUCAGGCGAAGAAGGACGACCAAGCUUUAUUUCGUUCUUUCCAUGGUGUCUCGUUCCUCGUCCUUCCCCGCUGACAUCCUCGUGGACGAGUCUCAUGAUCCCAUUAGACGGCGAAAAAUGGUCAUGACCCGUCGUGCCACGAGCGUGGGCCCAAAAACUGCGAUAUUCGUUUUACGGUACGCACGAGAGGGUGGCCGGUACGUGUCUCUAUGUUCUUCUGUGUUCCAUUUACUUUUUUCCUUUUAUUAUUUUUUUUUCUUUCACGGCGAACGUCUCGUUGCCGUUCGCGCGAACGCGUCUCGAGAAAGAAACGAAAGCUGGUCAAGCUUUUUUCCUUUUCCUUUGCGUUAGAUCAUAACCAAAAUCGAAGGACGAAAUUACUUAUUAGUAGACGUUAGACAGAGAGAGGGCCGAAAUGUGGGAACGUCCGCGUUCGGACGUGCUCUCGAUUCUACACCCCUUUCGCUAUUGUUUUAUAUUUAUGCCGACUUCGAUCACGAGUUCGAUUUCCUUCAUCGUCUUCGUCGUUUUCUAUUUCUGCGAUCUCUUUUCCUUCGUCUUUGUUUCGUUUCUUCGAAUCGUCGAAACUUCUUGUCAAUCGUUGCCAUUUUUAAACGAAAAUAUGCUCAAGUCGCAGCUCCGAACAAGUCGAGGUAAUAUUAUUAAUACGUAUUACAUAUAUAUAUAUAAAAAAUAUAUAUAUUAUAUAUAUUAUAUAUGUCAUCAUCCAGUGUUGACGGAUGGUCGGAUAGAAAGAAGAUAUUUUUUUGGUCGUUCGAGCCGCAGCUCUGUAUAGCGGGUGUUUCGGUAGUUUAUCAGCCAAACUCAACCCCUCCAACCCCCUUCGUUCUUUAUUUUUUAAUUUUGUAUAUUUUUGACGUUUCUACGUCGAGAUCGUGUUUUUUCCUGUGUUUUCGUUCGCCGUGUGUUUCGUUUCGAUUGUCUCAGCCCCGUUUUAUCCCGCGUCGUUCUCUUCGUUCGAGAAACAAAAAUCUUCCUGCUUGUUAAAAGUGUUUCCAUUGCGAGAUAGUAGCUAACUACACACCUACACACACUCAUGCAGCAGAAACAGUCUGUCACGCGUACGUUCGUUUAGACGCAUUUUUCGUGCAUACUGUAUAUUAGUAUACAUACAUAUAGUCCAUUAUUUGUUGCUACAUACAUGCAUACACUCGCCUGCGGCGUACGCUUCUCUUGGAUAAGGAUUUAUGUAGGCGGAGAAAUUUCCACAUCGUCAAAUUUCAAAAUUCUCAAAUUCCUACAUUCCCACAUUCUCAAAUUACCACAUUCCCAACUUCUCUAAUUCCGACAUUCUCAAACUUUCAAAUUACAAAGUUUCCAAAUAUCCUCAUUACUACUCUUUCGAAUUUACACAUUUUCAAAACUUUCACAAACGACUAGAUUUCCCAAUUCGUAAUAUUUUAAGUUAAUUCGAAAUCACGAAGUCUCCCCUGCAUCGCAAUUAUCUGUAGGAACGUACGCUCGCCACACUGUCAUAAACAGCAGAAAUGGGAAAAAGACAUUCGCGAAAUGCAUCGUGCACACUCGGCAUCAUACACAUAUACGCGCACACGCACGAACAGAAACACGAAUAAAAAAAUAUAUAUAUAUAUUAUAAUCAAUGCUAGAAAGAAAGAGAGAGAGAGAGAGAGAGAGAG
Megachile rotundata (alfalfa leafcutting bee) is the source of this 6854-nucleotide messenger RNA. RefSeq names its product RNA-binding protein MEX3B. NCBI's taxonomy places the organism in Eukaryota, Metazoa, Arthropoda, Insecta, Hymenoptera, Megachilidae. Gene Ontology annotation, molecular function: RNA binding. The record is from RefSeq and is a predicted model, not a curated record.